Sordaria macrospora k-hell is the source of this 1008-nucleotide messenger RNA. RefSeq lists its product as uncharacterized. NCBI's taxonomy places the organism in Eukaryota, Fungi, Ascomycota, Sordariomycetes, Sordariales, Sordariaceae. The record is from RefSeq and is a predicted model, not a curated record. Gene Ontology annotation, cellular component: membrane.
AUGGAGUCCUUCCUGCAGGGGGACGUCUGCCAGGACCUCCGUGAGAUAAGCGUCGUCAACCUAAUAGUCUCCAUUGUCAUUGUCAUUGGCAUGCUCAUCAGCUAUCUGCCACAACAUGCUCGCAUCAUCUCGAGAGGUACAUCAGAAGGGAUAUCGCCCUACUUUGUUCUGCUGGGGACAACAUCCGCAACUUCUGCGUUUGCAAACAUCCUGCUGCUGCCUAAGUCUCGCCAGGAUAUUUCUUGCUGCAAAGAGGUUGAGACCUUCCAUUGCGUAGCUGGUCUACUUGGUAUCGCGCAACUGGGAGUUCAAUGGAUAUGCUUUACCUUCAUUUUCGUUCUCUUUUUGGUUUUCUUCCGAUACAACCCUGUGGAGGAUCCGGACAACGAGGCGCUUGUCGAAGAACAGCCUAGAUGGCAGACCGCUCUACUGGUAGCAUCUCUCACCCUGCUCCACGGCCUGGCAGUCAUUGUCGUCACGGGUAUCUUGAGCACCAUCGCCCAUGACAAGCUCGCCCUCUGGGCCAAUGUGCUCGGCGUCAUGGCCGCUCUUCUCGCUGCUAUCCAGUACAUCCCCCAAAUUGGACCACCUACCACCCUCAAGCACGUCGGCAGCUUGAGUAUCCCGAUGAUGUGCAUCCAGACUCCCGGCGGGUUCGUCUUCGCAGGCAGCCUAUUUGCGCGGCUAGGUUGGGCCGGAUGGAGCUCGUGGGGUAUCUUUGUCUUGACGGCGACGAUGCAAGGCUUGCUGCUUUAUAUGGCCAUCUACUACGAGAUCCAGGCGCGCAAGGAGCUGUCUAAGACGCUGCUCCAUGGCCAGGCGCCUUCGCAUCUGUAUGCUAAUGGCUUCGAUGACGAUACGCCGGGUCGGUUCACCUCGCAUCCGGAGCACUAUGCGAAUAGCCAGGACCAGUUGCAGACUAUUUUGGACAGGCAAGAGAGUGAUGCUGCUGCUGAGACUACACCGUUGCUCAAGUCUGGUGGAAUUGGGAAUUCGGGUUCGAAUUAG